Messenger RNA from Triplophysa rosa, 1872 nucleotides. RefSeq names its product DnaJ (Hsp40) homolog, subfamily C, member 5 gamma b (gene dnajc5gb). The transcript has 8 exons. Bases 155 to 808 code for a protein of 217 amino acids. The record is from RefSeq and is a predicted model, not a curated record. Lineage: Eukaryota; Metazoa; Chordata; Actinopteri; Cypriniformes; Nemacheilidae.
UCCAAACUUUAGUCAUGAUCAAUGUGUCGCCGUCAUCUCUGCGCUGUCUUUAAACAUUUGACAUGAUAUCUUAAAUCAAUACACGCAAAAUGUUAUCAAACAGCUGCUUGUCUUCAUAAAGGACUGGAACUAAUAUUUUCUCCCUGUAGGAACAAUGGCAGACACAAAUCGACCUCAGCGUAAGCUGUCCACAGCAGGACAAAGUUUAUACGUUACAUUAGGCCUGGAGAAAGGCGCUUCAGCUGAAGAUCUUAAGAAGGCAUACAGGAAACUGGCACUGAAGUAUCACCCAGAUAAAAACCCCAACAAUCCAGAAGCGGCUGAGAAGUUUAAAGAGAUCAACAAUGCCAACACCAUUCUCACCGAUGAAACCAAACGGCAGAUUUAUGACGAGUACGGCUCUAUGGGCCUGUACGUCGCUGACCAGUUCGGAGAAGAGACGGUGAAAUACUACUUCCUGUCUUCCAAAUGCUGGUUUAAGACGCUGUUGGUGUUGGCGAUGAUCUUCACGGGCUGCUGCUGUUGUUUCUGCUGUUGUUUCUGUUGUGGGAAAUGUGGAGGCUCGGAGAGCGAAGAUCAUUUUGAGUAUAUGGAUCCGGAAGAGCUUGCGGCCGAGAUGUCAGAAGAGCAGAAAAGAGGCAAUGACACAGUCAUCACAGGACAGCCGAUUCCCUGUCCAGAACCUGGACAUUCAGAACACACUGUGAUUGUGGGAAUGCCCAUUCCUGCUCAAUGCCCUGAAUACUCAGAUGGAGACACUGUCAUACUCGUCCCUCCAGACACACACCUGGAUAUGACACAACAAUAGUCUUUGUUUCUGUCUCACCCAUGUCUCACUGAAGGUUUUUGUUGCUAAACUCUGGUUUAGUCUCAGUGGUUUGUAUUACACACAGCGUCUGUGCAAUAUGCGGCUUGUUUACAUCUUUUUUAAUGUUUCUUUUGUAACAUAAUUGCUUAAAUGUUCCAAUAUUUGUAUUGCAAAGACACUUUAUUUUCUCAAAUAAAGCUCUCCUAGAUGACCUGUAGAAAGACGGUUGUCAACCGUAAAAUGGGUCACGGGUUUGUUCUGAUUAUUAAUAUCAUCAUCAUCUCUUCUCCCUCUUGUGGUCGAAAACCUGUGUAUGAUUCUUUCUUCAGUGGAACACAUAAGAAGAUCUAUUUUGAGAAAUGUCUCCGUGGUUUUGUGUUCAUUCAAUGGAGUUGUUUGAUUAUCAAUGUUCUUCAAAAUAUCUUUUUGUGUGUUACUCACACUUCUGCUGUUGUUUAUUGCAUGUAUAAAUUGACGGUUAUCCUGGUUAGGUUCAUUUUGCAUUUUGUCGAGCCUGUGCAGUCCAUGAUGAUAUCAUAUCUAAGUAAUAGAUAUCUAUCAUUUCUGUGUUGAUUUGUCGUAUAGUCAUCUUACAUACACGGAAACACAACAUGUGCCAAAAUCAGAAUUACGGGCAGAUUAUCACAAUGGAUGUGGAACUUCUGUUGACUUCAGGAAAGUUGUUGAGACUAUCAAUGCAGUCUGAUAAAGAAAACAAUGACCAAUCUUUGCUAUGUGUGUGUACAUAAAUAGGGAUAAUUUAUCAAUUGAAAUGAAAAUUGAGAAUGAUUUAUUCUGAGUGCUUUUGUCAACUUCAGUUGACCAUCGACCAUUGCAUUAGACACAUUAAAAAACAAAAUAUAUUAUUUGAUCAUUUACUGUUGAUCGUUUUGUGUUUUGUAAUGUUUAAAUGUAGGAGCGUUUAUACAGUACAUAUUAAAUGUGGUUUAUUCUAUUUAUGAUGGUAAUGCUGCGCAGCCUCAGGGAUUUUAUAUGCCACAACAAGGACAACAUUAAUUGUGAGGAUUAUAAAAUAUAAAUAAAUGAAUACUGUAUCUGCUCGA